Molecule: messenger RNA, 1791 nt
Organism: Saprolegnia diclina VS20
Lineage: Eukaryota; Oomycota; Saprolegniomycetes; Saprolegniales; Saprolegniaceae
Exons: 1
Coding region: 145-1587 (480 amino acids)
Biological process (GO): Notch signaling pathway
Molecular function (GO): Notch binding
Source: RefSeq, a predicted model, not a curated record
UGCGAUCACGCGGGCGAGGUUACACCCAACACCCAGCUGGCCGCGCCGAUGGGCCUUGAUUCGUGGGCAAAAUUUCACGCCUGCGAAGUCACCACGCGGUAGCGCUGGCGCCAUGCUGCCAUUUCCGCAUUUGCUCGAGUCAAGAUGAAGUUGGUCCUCGCCCUGGCGACGCUCCUCAGCGUAGCUUCGCUCUCGUCGGGCGCGAUCGCGACCAAGGCGCCCGUGCCGACGCGCGACCGCUUCAACGGCGUGUGCUCCAACGACGAAGAGUGCGCCAAGUUCCCAGGCACUGUCUGCGUCUUUAUCCUCUCGGGCGACUACACCCAGGGCAAGUGCACGCCCAACUACGGUACGCGCCCGGUGUGCCGUGGCGGCCAGGCCGGUCUCUGCCCGUCGUACCAGGACCCGUCGUCCGGGUACCUCAACACGCAGUGCGUGCUCGUUGACAAGGCGAUGCAGCCGGCUACCGACACCGAUGCGAUUGUGCCUGUGAACAAGCCGACGACGGCGGCGGCGGAGCCGGAUGCGACGCCGGCUGCCUCUGGCGCCAAGCCUUCGGCGACGCCUGGCAAGACGGCGGCGAGCCGUUUCCUCGCUGCGGACCCCACCACCGUUGUGGUCAGUGACCCGACGACAGCCCCCAAGAAGACGACCGCGGCGCCCGCCGCCGAUGGCACGACGGCCCCGGCCGAUGUACCGACGACGGGCCCGACGUCCCCAAAGAAGACCACGGCGGCGCCCAUUGUUGACAGCACGGUCGCGUCUGGUUCGGGCUCGACGGCCGCCGAUGGCACUGUCUCCCGCAUCCCUGUGAAGGACCAGCCGUGCCCGUCGGACCCGACGCUCGUGCUCGCGGACCCCAAGUGCUGGUUCACGACGCCGUUCAAGAACACGACGCUCACGGUCCAGUACAAGUGCGUCGACUACGACAUGUGUCUCUCGCAGUCGGCGUACGCACAGGAACCCCAGUUGACCAAGGAAGCCUACUGCCGCCCGGCAGGCUGCGUCACGGGCGCCAAGAGCCUCUGCAACAACCGCGGCACGUGCCAGGCCAACUCGGCCAUCGACGUCGUGCUGCCGCGCGUCUACGCGUGCCGCUGCUACGCCGGGUACACGGGCACCAAGUGCGAAAAGUCGACCCCGUCUGGCGAGUGCGACGUUGACUGCGGCCAAGGCGGCGCCUGCGUCGACAACAAGUGCUCGUGCUUUGAAGGCUUCAUUGGCAAGAACAUUCGCUGCGACAAGUGCACGUCCGACAAGGCGUGCGAGAAUGGCAACAAGUGCAACACGGACACGGGCAAGUGCGAAUGCAAGAACGGCUUCAACGGCGAAACCUGCGGCGGCAAGCUCGACAUCUGCGCCGGCGUCACGUGCUCGGGCGGCGGCUUCCCGGACGGCCGCUCGGGCAAGACGUGCACGUGCCUUUGCCCCAAGUGCGCCGCCGGCACCACGUGCAAGACGUGCGGCGGCACCGACGGCCGCGACUGCUCGACGUGCCCGGCGUCGGCGCGCCUCAACUCUGGCGCCUCGACCCUCUCGGUCGCGAUCAUGACGCUCAUCAUGGCGGUCCUCGCGGUGCUCUUUUAAGCCGGUGGAAUAUGGCCUUUCUCGACGUACCCACUACAGACUCCUUUCACUAACACGAUAGCUCCCAUUUAUCUAUAGCUCUAGGUUUAUCCCAGGGUUUAACCAUAGCUCUGGAAAUGAAAGUGGAAGCAUUUUGAGACCAAGCCGGUGCGCCACCGCAUCUGGCUUUGGCGAUCACAUGGCAUUCUCCUUCGAAUCACCUCG